AAGAAAGCUUGUUUUGCUCGCGAGAGGCACCGGCGGUCCCAACUGCAAAUGUUACACAUGUUCAGUCGAUUGCCAUCUGGCUAUCUACUUUGUCCUCUGCAACAUUGGACUAACUGGACUGGAUAUGCUGAAUCAAGAAAUUCUUUAGUUAAGCGCUUUAUUUUGGAAUCACUUUGCAUAAAGCGCUUCCUGGAUUUUAUCACUGUCCACCGAAUCGAGGCGAGAGAAAUAUUAGACAUCAAUCAUCCUUGUUAAAUGAUCAAAACUUACGUAUGUGAAUGCAUUUCUUCGGAGUAGGAUAAGAUUGUGAUUGGAAUGAUUUAUAAAUUCUGAGAAUUGAAGAUUGAAUCUCAAAUGGACAUAUCAAAUUGUAAGCAUUUGAGAUUCUUUGGACUCCAUUCGAAGUCUCUGGUUUGCAAAUGUGUGGCACUGGUGAUCAUUGCUUUGGUUCUUAGAGCAGUUUUUCUUCCCACUUUUUAUAGCCUUGGUGGGAUUGGAAACAAGAACCUAUUUGCAUUCGACAAUGGACUGUCAAUGUUGAAUCGAGAAUUUAGUAUUGAAAAGGCGAAGUUUUUGGAGGUUCCUCAAAUCAUUUGGGGGUUAAACAAUCAGAAAAUUGCCUUUGCAAGAGCUUGUUUAACCGCAAGAAUGCUGAAUAGAACACUGUUGAUGCCUAGCUUGAGUGCGUCGCUAUUUUAUAAAGAAGUUGAUUUGUUGCAACCUAUUUCAUUCGAUAAGGUUUUCCAAUUUGAAAAAUUUAACUCUCUUUGUAAGGGGUUUGUCCAAUUAGCUCGUUAUUCAGAAGUUUCCAACGGAAGUGAUGUUUUCAAGCUUCAAAAGGGGAGUGGAAGGAGGUGGACGGUCAAGAGAGAUUUAGAUCAGUUAAGACAGUUCAGGAACAAUCCAUAUGACGGGUAUGAAAUCGUUCAGAUUGUUGGCAAGAACCCAUUUCUGUGGCACGAUCAUUGGCCAGUUAAAGACUACGCAAGGGUCUUCAAAUGCUUGGUUUGGGUGGAAGAAAUAUCAAGAGAAGCUGAUAAGAUUGUUUCCAAGAUUAGAGAGUUUGGGUCAAAAGAAAUCCUUAAAGUUGGGCUGUCUCAAAAUGUUAUCGACUCAGUGCCUUAUGUUUCAGUUCAUAUGAGAAUAGAAAAGGAUUGGACGAUUCACUGCAAGAAGCUGGAACAAAGAUUAAAUAUAAGUGAAAUUUGUAGCAGUAAGGAGGAGAUUAUGGAAAGAGUUGGAAAUAUUGUCGGCUUGAAAACUCCAGCUGUAAUUUACCUUGCAGUGGCCGAUACCCUUCUUGAAGAUAACUCUAUACUAACAGGUUGGGAUGAAGGAUUGCUUCCUUUCGAGAAGAAAAAGUUAGGUGUUAUCGAAAUAUACAAGAAGCACCCGUAUCUCAUUCAAUCAGCCAUUGAUUAUGAAGUUUGCUUAAGAUCAGAUGUGUUUGUAGGGAACAGUUUUUCAACAUUUUCCAGCCUUGUUGUUCUUGAUAGAACCCAGAAAAUGAUCAAAAUUGGUGCUAGGAAUCUCUGCGGCAUGGAAGCAAAAUGGCCUUCUUAUUCGUACAAUUUACGUGGGGAAUCUAAAGGGCCCCGUCCAUGGGUGACGAAUAUGUCUGAUCGUAACCUGCAAGCAAUUAGUUAUGGUUCUAAUCACAUCUCGUGUGAAUUAAGUUCAUAAUUCUAGAUGAUCGCCCGAUGCUUACUUGGAUGUUGCCAGAGCUCAUUGGACGCAAUUGGUGGUAUUGCUUCAAAUUUAUUUAUAUUUAUCUAUAAACAAGAUGAGGUUUGGAAUUUUUUGGGAAGUAGAUUAGGGAAAAAUCAGGUAUACGUUUGUUUUUGUAAAUCUUAUAUUUGGAUAUUUCAGUUUCUUGAUAUUUUUAUAGCUCUAUAUAGUGAUAGGACGUGUGUCUUGGUGGAAUACUUGUGAAUUAAAUUUUUCUGUAGGCACAUUUUAUGUCAGUUGCAAGAAAAGCUUCAUUUUUAAACAA
This is a messenger RNA of Olea europaea var. sylvestris, 1993 nucleotides long. Its product is annotated as O-fucosyltransferase 23-like. NCBI's taxonomy places the organism in Eukaryota, Viridiplantae, Streptophyta, Magnoliopsida, Lamiales, Oleaceae. The record is from RefSeq and is a predicted model, not a curated record. The coding region runs from base 355 to 1683 and encodes 442 amino acids. Gene Ontology annotation, biological process: pollen-pistil interaction. The transcript is spliced from 4 exons.